Messenger RNA from Puntigrus tetrazona (Sumatra barb), 2206 nucleotides. RefSeq names its product diphthamide biosynthesis 2 (gene dph2). The record is from RefSeq and is a predicted model, not a curated record. Lineage: Eukaryota; Metazoa; Chordata; Actinopteri; Cypriniformes; Cyprinidae. The transcript is spliced from 7 exons. Gene Ontology annotation, molecular function: 2-(3-amino-3-carboxypropyl)histidine synthase activity. Gene Ontology annotation, biological process: protein histidyl modification to diphthamide. The coding region runs from base 379 to 1899 and encodes 506 amino acids.
UUGUGGUUAAUUAUAAAAUGUACUUUGCCUGCACGCAUAUUAACAUUAUAUAGGAGAUUAAUUUAUCCAUCGGUCAGCUAAUUUUAGCUGCUUGUAUGUACCGACAGCAACUCCCGGCUGGAUUCACAACAUUUUUUGUCAUGUGUUAAAAUGAUCCUGUUAACUGCAGUUAAAACUAAUCUAGUCCUCAGACUAGAAAGACACAACAGUUGUUUCUUUUAAUGAAAAUGUGAUUCACUUAUAUGAAAGCCUGUCAAUAUUCCGGAACUUUAAUGUCAGCUCUGAGCCACUUUAAUUGUUGGAUAAAAGUGAAAUAUAAGAUUGUGUGCUGUUGUGGGGCAGAAUAAUUGCUUUGACCCAGAGUACUCCUGCCAGAAGAUGACAGAUGCCUUCAGUAGCAGCAGUGAGGCAGUUCUUCAGCGCACCGUCAGUGUGUCCUCCAUCAGGACGGCCAGCCAUGCUGGGAAUCUGCUGCAGCUCUAUCAGAUAGCUGAGACCUGUCAAUUUAUCACUAGUAAUCAAUUCAAGAAGGUAGCCUUACAGUUUCCAGAUGAACUCCUGCCUGAUGCUGUCCGGGUCUCUGUCGAAAUAGAGAAGGAAACACAAGCCAAGACAUUCAUUUUAGGAGAUACGUCCUACGGCAGCUGUUGUGUGGAUGAGGUAGCAGCAGAACAUGUGAGAGCAGACUGUAUAGUGCAUUAUGGGCCGUCUUGCCUCAGCCCACACAGAAGACUACCCCUACUAUAUGUGUUUGGGAAGAGGCCCAUUGAUGUCCAGCAGUGUGCUGUAGCCUUUAAAGAGCUUUACCCUGACCACCAAAGUCAUGUCAUUGUACUGUAUGAUGUGACCUAUUCACACGCUAUAGGUGAUCUCAGGACACUUUUGCAUGAUAUCUACCCCAAUGUUGUGGUCUCCCUUCUAAAAACAGAUCAUUCUUGUGGUGCUGAGCUUAUAGAAGACAGCUGUGUGGACAUUGAUCACAGAAAUUCACAGGAUAGAGACAUUUUUAAAUUUGGCAGAGAGUUUAGUGUGAAAGCAGGGCAGAGUGUCAAUAAUUACAGUAUGUUUUACAUUGGCCAGGAAGGCUUGACUCUUACAAACUUCAUGAUGACUUGGAACCAGUGUGCCUUCAGCUCAUUCAAUCCAGAAACACACACAGGACGAGUGGAAUCGGUUCAGAUCAACAAGGCACUGAUGAAACGUUAUUAUGCCAUCGAGCGGGCCAAAGAUGCCGGGGUGGUGGGCAUUUUGGUGGGCACCCUGGGUGUCUCUAACUAUCUCACCAUCAUAGAGCAGCUAAAAGACAUUAUUCACAAAGCGGGCAAGAAGAGCUACAUGUUUGCAAUGGGAAAGAUCAAUGUUCCCAAGCUCGCUAACUUCUUAGAAAUUGACGUUUACGUGUUAGUUGCCUGUCCUGAGAACUCACUGCUGAAUUCGAGUGAAUUCUACAGACCUGUGGUGACUCCCUUUGAGAUGGAGUUGGCAUGCAAUAAGCACAGAGAGUGGACCGGAGAAUACGUCACAGACUUCAGAGAUUUACUGCCUGGUGGACGCAGUCAUGUGGGAUUCCCUGAACGAGACCCGUCUGCCAUUGAGGAAGAGACCACAGAUGUCUCUCUAAUCACUGGAGCUCUGCGAACAUGUUCUACCACCUCACUGGAGAUCAUAAACGGCACAUCAGAGUCUUCUUCACUCGUCCCGAGAAAUCAGACUCUCACUGUGGCCAACACAAACACAGCAGCAUCAUUUUUGUCUGGUCGUAGUUGGCAGGGAUUGGAGCCCAAACUGGGGCAGACGCCAGUGGUAAAAGCUGUGGAAGGACGGAGAGGCAUUGCCAUCGCUUAUGAGGAGGAGGGUGCGGGAAAUAAAGACGCUUCAACACCUCUUCAAAAUUCAUAAGUCAUUUAUUAUCGGAUCAUAAGAAAUCAUCAAAGAACUACUUUCACACUCACAGCAUUUGAACUGCAUUAAUAAAUUGAAAAGUAUGUAACUGUCUGUUAUAAUACAGAAUAUCUUUGGUGACUUCCUUCUGCUACUGGUCAAAAAUUAAGAAAGGUAAUUUAAUAUUGUUAAAUAUGAGAAUGUUACGUUGUUGUAAAUUAGAAAGCAAACAAGAGAAAUGUAUAUUGUGUCAAAAGUGAUUCAACGUUGUCUUGUGUCUUUAUAUUCAAACAGAAUAAAAUAAUUUUUCUGAUUUAAUCAAAAA